Messenger RNA from Perkinsus marinus ATCC 50983, 420 nucleotides. RefSeq lists its product as hypothetical. Lineage: Eukaryota; Perkinsozoa; Perkinsida; Perkinsidae. The coding region runs from base 1 to 420 and encodes 139 amino acids. The transcript has 3 exons. The record is from RefSeq and is a predicted model, not a curated record.
AUGCCGGGCCCACCUGAGGAAGGGGACCCAGAGGAAGAGAUCCCCCUCAGUGGCCUAGCCCAACUAGUAGUGUCCCCCAAGGACUGGUGGUCCGAGUCUGUUGUCGAGGAGUUCAUGACCACAGUCGAGCCCUCUUUCCCCAGUCUGGGGAGAUCGAGCCACUUCCUGCAAAAGGGCAUAUCCCGACGUCGCCACAGAAUGCUGGCACUUAGACUCGCUGCGGUUGCCCUCAUGACUGUGGUGGCCCUAAGCCUCUUUUUCGGUACGAGGUCGUUGCAGAAUCGUCGAAGGGCCAUCACUCAAGACCUUGAGACGCUCGACUCUACCCGUCUGGUUGCUCUACUGGAUGAGCUACUGGGCCCUAAUGCCCGUAUGAAGGCCAUUCUGCCGCAGUUUUACCUUCAACGUGAGCCCAAGUGA